CGCGCGCCGCCGCCUCACUUGUGCGUGAACCGCCGGUGCCGCCGUCCGCGACCCGUAAGCUCCCGCGAAGCCUCGCACGCGCCAGUGCCGCACCGCUCGCCGCGCGAACCGGUCGUGCGUCAUCCCAUACACCGCGACCGCGUAAACACGAAACAUGUUGCAAGAAAUACAACUCGUUCAAGGUCAGACGAACUACGUCGUCGUCUCCUCCGGCUAUCCCUCCGCUACCGUAACCAAAUCGAUGGAGAAGAGGACUGUGCCGAUCGCACCUGCUCCUGAAAAGAAUUACGUGACACACGACACACCGCCGAACCUGCAGUACAGGAAAAAGGUCCACUUCAGAACCAACCCCUACACCGGACCUCAGGCCGCAUCGAUCGCGAGGCGCAACGCUCGCGAGCGUAAUCGUGUGAAGCAAGUUAACGAUGGUUUUAACGCUCUACGCCGUCACCUGCCCGCUUCUGUGGUCGCCGCCCUCUCAGGCGGCGCCAGACGUGGCUCGGGGAAAAAGCUCAGCAAGGUCGACACUUUGAGAAUGGUGGUUGAGUACAUCAGAUAUCUCCAGCAAUUAUUGGAAGAGAGCGAUGCAGCUUUGGGCAUUACGCGUGACCAGGAAAAUAGAGAAAACAUCCCCGCCGGUAACACAUCGCAAGCUAUGACCUCAAUGGAUAUGGACGAUGGUUUUUUCUACAAUAGCAGUUCUCCCUGUUCUGAGAAGCCAGAUUCUCCGGCGCCCUCGGAGUGUUCUUCAGGAGUGUCUUCAGCCUACUCAACAGUCGACCGGUACGAGGUCAACAACCAACAAAACCUCGGGCCGAUGGAUGAGGACGAGCUUUUAGAUGUCAUUUCGUGGUGGCAGCAGAAAUAACAAUAAUGUAUGGCAGCUUUGACAAGUUGUUUCAAAUGGACGAGUCCCUCCGAUAAAUUGUGCAUUAUGUAUUUGUCCUGCAUUUACUGCCAAUAAGUACGAAAAGACUCUUGUAAAUCUAGUCAAACCAGUAGUGCCUUAAAAUAGUUUCUAAGUAAUCGAAAGUGGUUGGAUCGAUAUGACAACUCGGUUUGGUGUUACGAUUAUGUAUACUACCGAUUGUAGAGCGUAAUAUUGUUACCUGUAAGACAAGCCUUUUGAGGCUUUGUAAUAAAUGCAUUUGUAUUAUAUAGUUAAAUAAAACUUAGUCAUAAUGGCAGUCAAUAUUUGUAAAUAGUUUUAGAUUGUAAGACGUCGCUGAGACAAGAAAAUAAAUCACCUAUUUAUUUAU
Ostrinia furnacalis (Asian corn borer) is the source of this 1259-nucleotide messenger RNA. RefSeq names its product achaete-scute-like protein ASH2 (gene sc). Gene Ontology annotation, cellular component: RNA polymerase II transcription regulator complex. The record is from RefSeq and is a predicted model, not a curated record. The coding region runs from base 155 to 868 and encodes 237 amino acids. Lineage: Eukaryota; Metazoa; Arthropoda; Insecta; Lepidoptera; Crambidae. The transcript has 2 exons. Gene Ontology annotation, molecular function: DNA-binding transcription factor activity, RNA polymerase II-specific; RNA polymerase II transcription regulatory region sequence-specific DNA binding; protein dimerization activity. Gene Ontology annotation, biological process: positive regulation of transcription by RNA polymerase II.